AUGCUGCUGUCUUUGCUGCCCCCUAGGGAGGCCUGCAGAGGGAGACCUGCAGAGGGAGACCUGCAGAGGGAGACCUGCAGAGGGAGGUCUGCAGAGGGAGGUCUGCAGAGGGAGACCUGCAGAGGGAGACCUGCAGAGGGAGGUCUGCAGAGGGAGACCUGCAGAGGGAGACCUGCAGAGGGAGACCUGCAGAGGGAGGUCUGCAGAGGAAGACCUGCAGAGGGAGACCUGCAGAGGGAGGUCUGCAGAGGGAGGCCUGCAGAGGGAGACCUGCAGAGGGAGGUCUGCAGAGGGAGGUCUGCAGAGGGAGGUCUGCAGAGGGAGACCUGCAGAGGGAGACCUGCAGAGGGAGGUCUGCAGAGGAAGACCUGCAGAGGGAGACCUGCAGAGGGAGGUCUGCAGAGGGAGACCUGCAGAGGGAGGUCUGCACAGGGAGACCUGCAGAGGGAGGUCGGCAGAGGGAGACCUGCAGAGGGUGGUCUGCACAGGGAGACCUGCAAAGGGAGACCUGCAGAGGGAGGUCUGCAGAGGGAGGUCUGCAGAGGGAGGCCUGCAGAGGGAGACCUGCAGAGGGAGGCCUGCAGAGGGAGACCUGCAGAGGGAGGCCUGCAGAGGGAGACCUGCAGAGGGAGGUCUGCAGAGGGAGGUCUGCAGAGGGAGGCCUGCAGAGGGAGAUCUGCAGAGGGAGACCUGCAGAGGGAGACCUGCAGAGGGAGACCUGCAGAGGGAGGCCUGCAGAGGGAGACCUGCAGAGGGAGCCUGCAGAGGGAGGUCUGCAGAGGGAGGCCUGCAGAGGGAGACCUGCAGAGGGAGGUCUGCAGAGGGAGGUCUGCAGAAGGAGGCCUGCAGAGGGAGAUCUGCAGAGGGAGACCUGCAGAGGGAGACCUGCAGAGGGAGACCUGCAGAGGGAGGCCUGCAGAGGGAGACCUGCAGAGGGAGGUCUGCAGAGGGAGGUCUGCAGAGGGAGGCCUGCAGAGGGAGAUCUGCAGAGGGAGACCUGCAGAGGGAGACCUGCAGAGGGAGACCUGCAGAGGGAGGUCGGCAGAGGGAGACCUGCAGAGGGAGGUCUGCACAGGGAGACCUGCAAAGGGAGACCUGCAGAGGGAGGUCUGCAGAGGGAGACCUGCAGAGGGAGGUCUGCAGAGGGAGACCUGCAGAGGGGAGACCUGCAGAGGGAGGUCUGCAGAGGGAGACCUGCAGAGGGAGGCCUGCAGAGGGAGGCCUGCAGAGGGAGGUCUGCAGAGGGAGACCUGCAGAGGGAGGCCUGCAGAGGGAGACCUGCAGAGGGAGGCCUGCAGAGGGAGGUCUGCAGAGGGAGACCUGCAGAGGGAGGCCUGCAGAGGGAGGCCUGCAGAGGGAGGUCUGCAGAGGGAGACCUGCAGAGGGAGGCCUGCAGAGGGAGACCUGCAGAGGGAGCCUGCAGAGGGAGGCCUGCAGAGGGAGACCUGCAGAGGGAGGCCUGCAGAGGGAGGUCUGCAGAGGGAGACCUGCAGAGGGAGGUCUGCAGAGGGAGACCUGCAGAGGGAGGUCUGCAGAGGGAGCCCUGCAGAGGGAGACCUGCAGAGGGAGACCUGCAGAGGGAGGUCUGCAGAGGGAGGUCUGCAGAGGGAGGUCUGCAGAGGAAGACCUGCAGAGGGAGGUCUGCAGAGGGAGACCUGCAGAGGGAGACCUGCAGAUGUUGUGUAG
Molecule: messenger RNA, 1686 nt
Organism: Knipowitschia caucasica
Lineage: Eukaryota; Metazoa; Chordata; Actinopteri; Gobiiformes; Gobiidae
Source: the annotation of a GenBank genome assembly